Molecule: messenger RNA, 1175 nt
Organism: Brassica oleracea var. oleracea
Lineage: Eukaryota; Viridiplantae; Streptophyta; Magnoliopsida; Brassicales; Brassicaceae
Product: GDSL esterase/lipase At5g03810-like
Exons: 5
Coding region: 43-1104 (353 amino acids)
Biological process (GO): lipid metabolic process
Molecular function (GO): lipase activity
Source: RefSeq, a predicted model, not a curated record
CUCUUUAUCUUUUUAUAUCGUAUAUUCAAAGAGAAAAGGAAAAUGUUUACAAGGCUGAUCAGCUUCUUGGUUCUUACCGGUUUCUACGCCGGCUUUGGGACCGGUCAACCUCUUGUACCGGCUCUAAUCAUAAUGGGAGAUUCUGUUGUAGAUGCCGGUAACAACAAUCUUCGCCUUACCCUCGUCAAGGCCAACUUUCCUCCCUACGGACGCGACUUCUUAGCCCACACUGCCACCGGUCGUUUCUCUAACGGAAAACUCGCCAUCGACUUUACCGCUGAGAAUUUAGGGUUCACUUCUUACCCGGUGGCGUACCUUAGCCAAGAUGCAGCAAAUGAGACUAAUUUGUUAACCGGAGCCAAUUUCGCUUCUGGUGCUUCCGGUUAUCACGACGGAACUUCCUUAUUAUACAACGCAAUCAGCUUGACCCAACAAGUGGAAAACUACAAAGAGUACCAAAGCAAGGUGACAAGCAUUGUAGGGAAAGACAAAGCCAACGAGAUAUUCAAAGGCGCGAUUCAUCUUCUUAGCACCGGAUCCAGCGAUUUUCUUCAAAGCUAUUACAUUAAUCCUAUCCUUAAUGUGAUAGUCACGCCUGAUCGAUUCUCAGAUCGUCUCAUGAGAUUUUAUUCAACCGUUAUCCAAAAUAUGUAUGAUUUAGGUGCUAGAAGAAUUGGAGUAACGUCGUUACCACCCUUGGGUUGUUUGCCAGCAGCGAUAACGAUGUUUGGUGGUAUUGGGAGCAAUACGUGCGUCGAAAGACUAAACCGGGACGCGGUCUCCUUCAAUACCAAACUCAACAACACGUCUGUGAACCUAGCCAACAAGCUUCCUGGUCUAAAAUUGGUCGUUUUUGACAUUUAUAAUCCUCUAUUGAACAUGGUCAUGAAGCCUGAAGAGAAUGGGUUUUUUGAAUCAAGAAGGGCGUGUUGUGGGACCGGAACAGUAGAAACUUCGUUUCUAUGCAAUGCAUUAUCGGUGGGUACAUGUUCAAAUGCUACCAGUUACGUGUUUUGGGACGGUUUUCAUCCAUCAGAAGCAGCCAAUCGUGUUCUAGCCGACAAUCUUCUUGGCCAAGGAUUCUCUCUCAUUUCCCAAACCUAAAUUAAAAGAUUCAAACAAUUAAGAUGACGUGACCAAAAUGUAUUAUAGACUAAUUAGCCUAAACAAUGCAU